This is a messenger RNA of Schistocerca serialis cubense, 2018 nucleotides long. Its product is annotated as carnosine N-methyltransferase. The transcript has 9 exons. Gene Ontology annotation, molecular function: S-adenosylmethionine-dependent methyltransferase activity. Lineage: Eukaryota; Metazoa; Arthropoda; Insecta; Orthoptera; Acrididae. The record is from RefSeq and is a predicted model, not a curated record. The coding region runs from base 332 to 1621 and encodes 429 amino acids.
AUACAGUAGGACGGUUCGAAAGAAUGUCGGUUGCAGUAGUUCAUCGGAGACGAAGGGGCUUGCACAGGACAGUAUAAAAUGGAGAGCUGUACCAAACCAGCCCUAGGACUCCUGAAGAUUACGCCAACAACAUGCAUUCUUAUGAACUUUGAGUUUUCGACUAUACUCUUUGACUGCUUCGAAUCUGAAGUAUUGUUUCUGCACGGGCGUCAUUGUGUGGUGUUUGUAAAUAUGAAGCAGUAGUUGAAAACAUCGUUAGAAUUAGGUUUAGUUGUUAGUGGAGAUGGUGUAGCUACUCGUUGGGUUUGUACCGCCGAACAUAAACAGGACCAUGGCUGAAGUGAACAUAAGUCCCGAUGAAGAAGAACGUGUCCAUUUCAGAAGAAUAGUUGCUGCCUUUAAAUGUUAUAGAGAAAUGUAUGAAACGAGACUAAGGAGGGCAGAAACAAAUUUGAGAAAACUUUCUGCAAGGCACCAACAGCUCUUACAAAGUUAUAAAUUGCAUCUGCGCAGCGUCAGAGAAUGUAUUGAGAAAAAUGCUGAGGUUCUUUCAGCAUUUGUUCAAGAUGCUUAUGCACUGUUUGACAAUGCGGAGGAAUUUGAAAGAGGUGGACGUGAUGAGCCACCUACCUGGCAAGACAUUGAGAAGCUGCAGGCAACAUUGAAAAGUGUGUAUCGCGAUUGGACUGUUGAGGGAGCUCUUGAGCGGGACCAAUGUUAUAAACCAAUACUUGAAGCUAUUGACAACCAUUUCUCCACUGAAAAGGCACUUCGUCAGGAGAUUAAAAUAUUAGUCCCAGGUGCUGGGUUGGGUCGUCUGAUGUUUGAAGUAGCGUGCCGAGGCUACAGCUGCCAGGGUAAUGAAGUCUCAUAUUUCAUGUUGUUAUCAUCAUAUUUUCUAUUAAACAGGUGUCAUACAGCACAUAUGUUUACAAUUUACCCAUGGGUACAUAAUUUUGCAAACAACCUGACCUGUGAGUCCCAAACUCGAGGUGUCACAUUUCCUGAUGCUGUUGCCAGCGAAAUCUUGAGCUCUUCCGACCUCAUGUCUAUGGCUGCCGGAGAUUUUAUGGAGAUUUAUCAUGAAAAUGCUUACUGGGACUGUGUAGCAACUUGUUUCUUUAUUGACUGCUCAAGUAAUGUUGUAGAUUGCAUAGAGAAGAUAUACAGCAUUCUCAAACCAGGUGGCAUAUGGGUGAACUUGGGCCCAUUAUUGUAUCACUAUUCAGAUGCAACUACAAAACAGCCCCUGGUGGAACCUCCAUUUGAUAUAGUUCUGAGCAUUAUUAAGAAAUUUGGAUUCGAUGUGCAGACUGUAAGAUAUAAUGUGGAGAGUACUUACGCGCACAACACAGAAUCAUUAUUGCAGUAUAAAUACAAGAGUAUAUUUUUUGUCUGCACUAAACCUGUACCAGUACAUCAGAUGGAAGCGCAUGCUGUGGUUGAAGAAAAUGUGGAAAAUGCUGCUGGAACUAGUUCUUCCCAAAGUGAAAAUGAUUCAUGUACAAACCCGACAGCUUCAUCUGAAUCACACACUAAGAAGAGAAAGUCGAAACCAAAUUCUGAAGAAACACAAGAUAAUUCAGAUUCACCUACGAGUGAUGUACAAAGUGAUAAAUAGCAACAUGAUUCUGACGUAAAUACUACUGACUGAAAAGAAAGAGGAAAUAGAAUGUAAACCCUGGGGCAACAUUAAUCCUCACAUUCCUUGAAUCGUUGUAUUUCUGAAGCUUCCACUAAACAGAAGUUUCUUUCACAUCAUUAACUGGGUGUGCACAUUUUCCCACAUAUUAUGCCACGUGGGAAAUUUUAUUUUAUAUACAUAUUAUAUUUGAUCACUUCAUAUAAACUGUCUAUUUGCAUUUCUUCCUUUUGUCAGUAUCAUUAAGCUCCAUUACAUAACUCUGCCAUACAGCACAAUUUCUCCAUCUUCUAUGAAACUUCCUGGCAGAUUAAAACUGUGUGCCCGACCGAGACUCGAACUCGGGACCUUUGCCUUUCGCGGGCAAGUGCUCUAC